GACCGAGAGCAACCAGGUCCAUAAGAGAACGUGCAAUCGCUUUUUAGCUCUGUAAGCCAGCGCAAUGUCCACGGGUGGUGCACAUUGGCAACUACGUAGCCAAUGUCCCCGGGAACGACUUGUCGGUUACGUACAUACGUUAUGUUCAAACGUGGACAUGGUUUUAUUUCGUGUUAUGUGCACACAAGUGUCGAGUUUAGAAAAAUCGAGCAGCCGGCGGCCAGCACCGAAAGGACCGAGGUCGCGGAGAUUACGCACACAAAGACGUGACACAAAGUAAAAGUUACGCGACAGGGAGGAGAGAAAAACCGAAAUUUCUCUUGUUCCUCGAGUGUUGUGGAACAACAGAUAGAUGACGCUCGAAGCGCGUGAGAGUUCAAAGCGAACGCGCUUGUAGACGACGAACAUCGAUCAGCUGUAAGUGAUAAUGACCGAUGAUGAUUGGGCGCGUUCGGACGAUAACAAACGCGUGACGUACCGGAUGCCGUGAUCGCCGGGUCAUCGUAAAUCUCAGGUGCUCGAGACGACGCGGACAUUUCGGAGCUAUGGGUUGAGUGAGAGUCAAAGCUUGAUGAACACGUAAGUUCUGACAAAUCGACGCGCGGAAAUCCGUCAACACGUGAUACGAGAUAAUAAUGUAUAAUCUUUCCGUGUGUAACAUUCUGGAAUAUCUUUGGAAAAGGAAUAAAGUGGAACAACCAGACGUGUCGCUUCUCAAAUGUUUUUGUUGUUUCUGAAAAUCUUACCACUAUGAGUAAUAUUGCAACGGAAAAGCUUUCACUGCAAUCAAUCCUGAGACUCAACAAUAAUGACUUCAAGGAGUUCAUUUGUGGCUGGGGUGCCGCUGUCAUCAACGUUUCUGUUACUUUUCCCAUUAACAAGGUCAUAUUCAGACAGAUUUUGGAAGGAGUGCCAGUUCGUGCUGCAGUCGGGCAAAUAUCACGAGAAGGAAUAGGAUUGUUGUAUCGUGGAAUUCUGCCACCUCUGUGCCAAAAAACUUUGUCGCUCAGUCUAAUGUUCAGCAUAUAUGAAGGUUGCAAGCAAAGAUUCUGUCUUAUAAGUAAAAGUGAGAUAUUGGCCAAAGUUCUGGCAGCAAACAUAGCCGGUGCGGCGGAAGCUGUUCUGAUGCCGCUUGAAAGAGUGCAAACGCUGUUGCAAGAUUGGCGAUAUCACAACAAGUUCAAGAACACUUCCCACGCUUUCAGGUAUCUGUUGACGAAUCACGGAGUAACCGAGUGUUAUCGCGGAAUGGUUCCUAUUGUGUACAGAAACAGUCUAUCCAAUCUGAUGUUCUUCACGCUGCGAGAUCAGUCAAAAGUGCUGCUGGGGGAACAGGAGUCGCUUCUGACGAACUUUGUCAGCGGCGCUUUGAUAGGCGGUUUCACCAGCACGGUGUUUUAUCCGAUGAACGUGAUCAAGAUACACAUGCAGAUGAAAAUAGGCGGCGACUUCGAAAAGUUUCUGGCUGUAACUCGCGAGGUAUACGUUUCCAGAAAUCGAAGUGUAACUUCUUUUUACAAGGGCGUGCAUUUGAACUACAUGAGGUCCUUCAUUAGUUGGGGUGUGAUAAACGCGUCGUACGAUUUCUUGAAGAGUAUAUUAUUCUAGAGACAUUUAAUAGAGAGGGAAGAAUAUAUAUUUAUUGAUAUUUUGGGAUUUGUAUUUUUCAGAGGGAAGACCUAUUGUAUAUAUAUUAGCUAUUUUAUGUAAUGUUAUAGGAAAAUUUUUCUCUAUAUAUGAGAGAGAGAGAGAGAGAGAGAUGAGUGUCGCGAUCGCACAUUUGUCUUGCUGCAAAAAAAUAUGCAGGAUUGCACACAAGAAGAAACUUUACCACUAUGUGUACAUAAAGAGCAACGCUCUAACACAAGCGUUGCAAGAACAAAUCGUAUGUUGUCGAACUAGGUUUCAUUUAAAAAGGAUGAGUAUUAAGUGUACAGGUGUAAUUGAUAAUUUUGUAACAAUCAAUUUUUUCAAUUUUUAUUUACAAACGCGCACACGACGAAAAAGCGCAUUUAAAGAGUUUACGCGAAUUUGAAUGCGAGAUAGAAAACGUGUGAGAUUUUAAAUAAAAAAAAAAAAAAAAAAAAACAUUCAGAUCAUAAACUAGGGUUGAAAAAUGGGCACUGAUUAUCAACGGUCAUCACCAGUUAAAUAAACUCAAGUUUUUCGUAAAAUUAUCGUAUUUAAUCAAAAUUGCUAAUUACAUAAAUCUUUUAAAAUUUCAAUCUUCGUGUAAAAUAUACAUACGUAGAUAGAAUACUUGGAGAUACAAUAAGAAAAUGACCAUGUACGUAUAAUAUGAUCUCGUACUGAGAGCUCGCACUGCCUUGUGCGCGCAAACGGCUGAUUUGUUUUAUCUUCGAUUAGGAGUAAGUGAAACGGUUUCUUUAAUACUCACACACACGCAAUACUACAAUUUAUUAGAUAAAAGAACCACCGAGACUGACACGUGUGAGCGGCAACUACUGCGUGCGUAAGUGACACACACGUUGAUAUCUACUAUAUGAUACAACGUUGUGACCCGAAGAUAUUCAACAAAAUAAAACAAUAAAAUGAUAUGCGACCA
Messenger RNA from Pseudomyrmex gracilis, 2566 nucleotides. RefSeq names its product solute carrier family 25 member 51. Lineage: Eukaryota; Metazoa; Arthropoda; Insecta; Hymenoptera; Formicidae. Bases 751 to 1608 code for a protein of 285 amino acids. The record is from RefSeq and is a predicted model, not a curated record. The transcript is spliced from 3 exons.